CUUUUACUUUCUGACCCCUGGAAUGUCCACCUCUGUCUAUAAGUAAUAAAUAGCUAGUAAGAUAAUAUAACGGUAACUAACGUUACAGUAUGUAAGUAAUAUUCUAUCGAUAUGUAAUGAUAAAUAACGUUUGCUAGUACAUUAUUUCAGCAACAUGACAAGCCAGUGAAUUAGCAGGUUUCAAUAGUUGCUUUGCACAGUGCGUGACAUUUUAUCUGUAUGUUAUGCAGCUAGAGUUUUGACACUGAGUCAAUGGGCUCCGACGAGGAUAUGGCAGGACUUUUACUUUCUGACCCCUGGACUAUACACCUCUGCUGAACAAAUACACAGGUUGAGUUCAUUUUAAAUCUACACACAAUAUGUGUAAAACAAUUGAAUUCUUCCAACACAUUUUUAUGCAAAAUUGACACAAAAUGUGUAAACUAGAGUGUUACACAUAAUGUCAUUUUUCUACACACUUCUUCUUAGAGUGUCUGUUGUCUCAUUCCCUAACCUAUAAAACAUAUAAAAUACAUAAAAUACUCUAUAGCUAACUCUGUUGAUGGUCAUAUUUUGUAUUACCAGAGCUAUUUAUCUUUUCUGUGCACAGCAUGUUUGAAACCUGUUGACACGGUUUGAGGUUUUCUUACAAAUCACAUGAUAUUCAAAAAUAGGUGUUGACUCAGUAUAAAUACAACUGUGGAUCUUCCUGUUUCCAAGUUCCUGAACUGAGUUGCUGAAGGAAUCACUGUUACAAACCAGGAAUUUCAACUGUUUCUGUCUUUCAGAACUGACGUCUGCCUCCACUGAUUAAAGUGUAAGACUACUGCUUGUUCAAUCACUGAUAAUCAUUAGAGCAUGAUUUACCAAUUAACUGAUUUAUUUUUUUAAAGAAUUUACUAAAAUUAUCAUACAGUACAAAUGUUUCAUCUAACAUUCUUGAAUGUUUACCACAUAAUAUUGAAUUGAAUAUAGCUGCAGCAUUUUGCCAAUACUUAAGUUAAUAAAAUAAGUAUGUCUAUACACUAUUACAUUCCUAAAUGUCUUUGUGAAUGAGAAAUUAUCGACGCUACAAGAGGAUCUGCAUACUGUAAGUGUUUUGCUGUCGUUUCUAGUUGAUUUUAGUGCUGUAUAGUUGCUUUACUGCUUGUUUACUGAGGUCACGUGGCAAAUCGCGUUUGUUCUCGUUCGCUCUGAGUCAGUAAGGCGUGGCCAAAGCCAGCUUAGUAUAUAAACAGUUGUUAUUUAGCAUUCAUUAGAGAGAAUCAUCGACGCUACAAGAGGAUCUGCAUACUGUAAGUGUUUUGCUGUCGUUUCUAGUUGAUUUUAGUGCUGUAUAGUUGCUUUACUGCUUGUUUACUGAGGUCACGUGGCAAAUCGCGUUUGUUCUCGUUCGCUCUGAGUCAGUAAGGCGUGGCCUGCUGAACUAACUAACGUUGUAAUAAGCUGGUAUAAGUGCAUAGUGUACCACGGCAGCGGACGCGGCAGCCCUCAUGUGAAGCCCUCCUCGUGUGAAGACCGAAGAGUGUAAAGACCAGCGACUCCACCGAGCAACGACACGACACUUGAGUAUUGCUCUUUUCUUUUUUUUAUUCUUUCUUUCCUCUUUAUACAGUGUGUUCUUGUCUGUCUUUUGACUUGUUUUAGAUAUGUGCUUCCAAAUUCCCUCUAUUACUAACACUCGUAAAUCGCGUGCUACACGCUGUAGGCAGCGCAACCAUAACAACCUGCGUUCUUUACCCAUGUCACCUAGUACAUUGUUUUCUAUUUCGAUUGGGCUCUGGAAUUGUCAGUCUGCUGUCAACAAAGCAGACUUCAUCACAGCUAUUGCUACUUAUUCAGAUCUCCAUCUCAUGGCUCUGACUGAGACAUGGAUCAAACCAGAGGACACUGCCACACCAGCAGCCCUCUCCUCUAAUUUCACUUUCUCACCCACGCCAGACUGGGAGGGGUGGUGGUACUGGUUUGCUUAUGUCCAAUGAAUGGAAGUUCAAUCCUUUGCCAUCUCUCUCUAAAAAUGGCUCAUUUGAAUCACAUGCAAUUACCAUCACCUACCCUACUAAAAUUCAUGUUGUAGUUGUUUAUCGUCCCCCAGGUCAGCUAGGUAACUUCUUGGAGGAGUUGGAUGUGUUACUCUCAUCCUUCCCUGAGGAUGGCACUCCUCUGCUAGUACUUGGUGACUUAAACAUCCAUCUAGACAAACCUCAGGCUGCUGACUUCCACACGCUGCUUGCCUCAUUUGAUCUCAAAACAACCUUCUUGACAACCACCAGUCUGGUUUCAAGAGUGGCCACUCAACUGAGACUGCCCUGCUCUCGGUCACUGUAGCCCUGAGACUGGCACAAGCAUCUUCAAAAUCAUCAGUACUCAUCUUGCUGGAUCUGUCUGCUGCCUUUGACACAGUGAACCACCAGAUCCUCCUGUCUACACUCAUGUCGAAGGGUGGAAGGCACUCAUGUCACUCAUGUGGAACUGCGCUCCAGUGGUUCGAGUCUUACCUCUCAGAUGAUCCGACGGUUGCUGGUCGCAUCACAGCCUGCCUGACAGCCAUUUCUGCCUGGAUGAAGGACCACCACCUCCAACUCAACCUUGCAAAAACGGAACUGCUUGUGAUCGGUGCAAACCCAACACUUCAUCACAACCUCUCAGUUCAACUUGGGUCUUCAACCAUCACUCCUUCCAGGACAGCCAGAAACCUUGGAGUGGUGAUGGAUGAUUGUCUAACCUUCACAGAUCAUGUUGCAGCAACGACCCGGUCCUGCAGAUUUGCCUUGUACAACAUCAGGAAGAUUAGACCCUUCCUAUCGGAACAUUCCACACAAAUUCUUGUCCAAGCUCUUGUUCUAUCCAGACUGGACUACUGUAAUGCUCUCUUGGCUGGCCUUCCAGCAUGCACUAUCAAGCCUCUGCAACUGAUCCAGAAUGCUGCAGCAAGACUGGUCUUCAACGAACCGAAGAGAGCGCACGUCACUCCUCUCUUCGUCAGUCUGCACUGGCUGCCAGUAGCUGCUCGCAUCCAAUUCAAGGCUCUGAUGUUUGCCUACAGAACGACCGCUGGCUCUGCACCGCUAUACCUUAACUCACUACUUCAGACUUACGCGCCCUCCAGAAACUUGCGUUCUGCAAGUGAACGGCGCCUUGUGGUGCCAUCACAUAGGGGCACAAAAUCACUCUCACGGACCUUCUCCGGGNUACCUGCAAUAUGUUAUUGUGUAUGUAAUUGGCUAAUUGAACCACAGCUCUGA
Molecule: messenger RNA, 3224 nt
Organism: Megalobrama amblycephala (Wuchang bream)
Lineage: Eukaryota; Metazoa; Chordata; Actinopteri; Cypriniformes; Xenocyprididae
Exons: 5
Coding region: 2412-3224 (270 amino acids)
Source: RefSeq, a predicted model, not a curated record